This is a messenger RNA of Syngnathoides biaculeatus (alligator pipefish), 687 nucleotides long. RefSeq names its product snaclec CHH-B subunit beta-like. Bases 1 to 561 code for a protein of 186 amino acids. NCBI's taxonomy places the organism in Eukaryota, Metazoa, Chordata, Actinopteri, Syngnathiformes, Syngnathidae. The record is from RefSeq and is a predicted model, not a curated record. The transcript is spliced from 7 exons. Gene Ontology annotation, molecular function: signaling receptor activity.
AUGAGCGGUCAGGUUUUGGCACGUCUUCAGGAGCUGACCGAGGGACCUGGAAUUGCCUUGAUAGGUCGAGAUGGGCUUCGCUCGUUGGUCCUCCUCUGCGGAAUCAGCGGACUGCUGACUGGAGUUAUUUCCUUCCCAUUCGGUGAUUGGAAAACAAUCAAUAACUGCCCCGUCGGCUGGGCUCAGCUGGACUCUCAUUGUUACAGGUUCAUAAAUCAAGAGAGGACCUUUGAAGAUGCCGAGAACAUCUGCCUAACUCUCUCCGGGAAUUUGGUCUCCAUCCAAAAUCAGCUGGAAAAUACAUUUGUUCUUGAACUUAUUCAAGAGGGCAACGGAGAUGGUUUGAUCUGGAUCGGCUUCACUGAUGAAGACAUGGAGGGCACCUUCGUUUGGACCGAUGGCUCAACGGUGAAUUUCAAAAACUUUGAUGAUAUAAAUUUGUCGGAGCCUGACGGCAGUGGUAAUUGUGUUGCAAUUGAUGCGACCGAUGGUCUUUGGCAGGACGACCCCUGCACUGAUACCAAGGCAUUUGUUUGCAUCAGAGAUGUGGUUCGUCACUAACGUGGAUCGCUCCUAUCGCAUUUGAGCUCGUGACGCCGGCAGCGGCACGUCAUCAAACUCUCGUUUCUGGGUCCACUCGCAACUCUGCUUUUCUUCUUUUUCGGCCAUUGACAACAAAACUGCAAA